Messenger RNA from Chelmon rostratus (copperband butterflyfish), 2131 nucleotides. RefSeq names its product high affinity cGMP-specific 3',5'-cyclic phosphodiesterase 9A-like. Lineage: Eukaryota; Metazoa; Chordata; Actinopteri; Chaetodontiformes; Chaetodontidae. The record is from RefSeq and is a predicted model, not a curated record. The transcript is spliced from 9 exons. Gene Ontology annotation, molecular function: 3',5'-cyclic-GMP phosphodiesterase activity. Gene Ontology annotation, biological process: cGMP catabolic process. Bases 653 to 1546 code for a protein of 297 amino acids.
UGGUCCUCUCAGCCCGAAAUGAGAUUUUAACUUUUAUCUUUUUAUCUUCCUUCGUCUUUUUAUGCUGUUAAAUACAAUCAAAGUGAUCAUUUAUUAAUGAAUAUCAGCAGGACUUCAUCCUGCUGCAGUAAACGUCUUUGGGGCUCAGAUCUUUGCUCGAUCCCUGAUCAAGUUCAGAGGGGGGGGAGUCAGGACAAGUGAUCCAGAGCCAACAGUGGAGAGCACAUUUGUGUCUUUUCUGUGUUGCCGCAGCUCACUGCAGGUGACAGAGGAAGUGAGAGAGCACCUGAAAACUCCCAUUUUUGACAACUGCUUUACUUCUCAGUGAUCUCUGCAAACUUGAACCCCUUUAAAACUGGGAGGGGGUACAAUCUGCAUCCAGUGCAACAGGUGUUCUACGGCUCCAGCUCCGAUCAGGACACGCUACUUUCACACCUUUUCGGGUGCAGCGACGUGUUGCAGUUCCAGACGUCAAAAAGCCUCGAACGAGGUUCAGUCAGUGUCGAGUUAGAGAGACUGAUGGAAAACACACACACACACACACACACACACACACACACACACACACACACACACACACACACACACACACACACACACACUGCUCUCACCUGUGUGUGCUGUUGUUGCCAGGCAGUGGGAGGAGGCGGAGAUGCUGGUGCUCCUCCAGGUGAUGUUCACCGACCUGGACUUCCUGACGGCGUUCCACAUCGAGCUGGACGUCCUGCAGAACUUCCUGUUCGAGGUCUACUGCCACUACAACAGCAUCCCCUUCCACAACUUCAGGCACUGCUUCUGUGUCACUCAGAUGAUGUACGGGCUGAUCUGGCUGACGGAGCUCAGGAGCAAAUUAUCCCGAGUCGACCUGCUGAUCAUGUUGACUUCGGCUCUGUGCCACGACCUCGACCACCCCGGCUACAACAACGUCUACCAGAUCAAUGCGCAGACCGACUUAGCUCUUCGCUACAACGACAUUUCCCCGCUGGAGAACCAUCACUGUGCCGUGGCCUUCGGAAUCCUGUCCAAGCCCGAGUGCAACAUCCUGAAAAACCUGAGCAGUGAGCAGUACAAACACAUCCGAGGAGGAAUGAUCAAAUGUAUUCUGGCCACCGACAUGGCGAGACACAACGAAAUUCUCAACAAGUUCAAAGCCAUGCAGCCGGUGUUCAACUUCACCAACAAGGAGCACAAGGAAGUGCUGAUGAAGAUCAUGGUGAAGGUGAGCGACAUCUCCAACGAGGCGAGGCCGAUGGCCGUGGCCGAGCCCUGGCUGGACUGUCUGCUGCAGGAGUUCUUCAACCAGAGCGACACAGAGAAACUCAAAGGACUUCCGGUGACGCCUUUCAUGGACCGAGACAAAGUGUCCAAACCGUCCUCUCAGACCAGCUUCAUCCGAUUUGUCCUCCUGCCGCUGUUCACCGAGCUCACCAAGCUGUUUCCCUGCCUGGAGCAACACAUCCUGGAGCCGGUGCGACGGGCUCUGCAGUACUACUCCGACAUGGAGAGAGCCAGCAAGGAAGAGGAGGAGGGGGCGGCCAAGGCCUGAGGAAGAGGACGAGGAGGAGGAAGAGGCGCUGACGAACCCUCAGACUGGUCUUCGGGUGUUUUAGGAGCCUGAUAUUCAGCAGCAGUGUGUUAGAAGAAGAUGUUGCAUCUGACUGUAUUGUAUGUGAUCUGAUUUGUAGCUUGACCCACCUGAAACAGCGCCACCUGGUGGCUAAUUCAGAGUGUCUGCACCAGAGCAGGAUGACGUGAAAGUGUGGCGAUGUUCUCCAUGUUUCUCCACGUUCAGACUCACAUCAGUGAGGACACACACACACACACACACACACACUGCAGCCAACCAAUGAGCUUAGAGAGCCACAGACAGGAAGUCAGACAGCGUUGAGAAGGAUCAGAUGUGUGUUUUAAUCACUGACUUUGAUUGACAACAAAUGUAUUGUUGAUUUUGUGUGCACAUCUGAAUAUUUCACAUCUUUUAAAAAUGAAAUGCUUCUUUUUCAUCUCUUGCCGUCUUUGACUGUUUUCUAUUAAAAUCUGUUUUUUUAGAACAAACACAUUAAAAACACCCUGAAACCAAUCUUCCUGACUUCCUGUUCAUACUGUUGACUGUCAAUAAAGAUUGGGAUUG